CAAAGAUUCUCAAACCUUAUUCCAGACUGCCAUACUCUCAUGCUCUGAACUUUAAAGAAUUCUCUUUACUCUCUCUUGCGCUACUUAUCGCAGACUCUGUACUAACAACAAUGUCUGUCUCAGAAUCUUUGUCACCUUGCAGUUCUGACAUAGAACCUGUGAUCCCCACAACCCCUUUGGUCAGCUUCUUUGAACGUCUCCAAGAAACCGCUCUCAACACCUUUGGAGAAACAAACUUUGACCCAAAACUUUACGUUGAUCUGUCACUGAAAUUCGAUUUGCCAACCACUGAGGACGCUUUUGUCAAGCUUCCAAAGUCCGCAAAUGGGUCUUUAUCAGCUGAGGAUUUGAAAGGGUUUAUAGAGAAGUACUUUGAGAGUGCAGGGAAUGACAUGGUGUACUGUGAGCCAGUGGAUUUUGUCCCAGAACCUGAGGGGUUCUUACCAAAGGUGAAGAACCCAGAAGUGAGGGCCUGGGCUUUGGAGGUGCAUGCUUUAUGGAAGAGUUUGAGUAGGAAAGUCUCUGAUCAAGUGCAGAAGCGACCAGAGUUGCAUAGUAUGCUUCCUCUGCCUGAGCCAGUCAUGAUUCCUGGGUCAAGGUUUAGAGAGAUCUAUUACUGGGAUUCUUACUGGGUUAUUCGGGGCUUGCUAGCAAGUAAGAUGUAUGAGACUGCAAAAGGAAUUGUGACUAAUCUUAUUUACUUCAUAGAAGAGUAUGGAUAUGUUCUUAAUGGUGGAAGGGCUUAUUACACUAAUAGAAGCCAGCCUCCCCUCCUGAGUGCUAUGAUUUAUGAGAUAUACAAUAAGACUGGUGAUAUGCAACUGGUUAAAAAAUCUCUCCCUGCACUGCUCAAAGAGUAUUGCUUUUGGAAUUCAGAUAUACAUAAGGUGAUCAUUCAAGAUUCUCAAUCUUGCAACCAUACUUUAAAUCGGUAUUAUGCAAUGUGGAACAAACCCAGGCCUGAAGCUACAACCAAAGACAAGAAAUUUGCUUCCAAGAUCUCAAAUGUUUCUGAAAAACAGCAGUUUUACCAUGAACUGGCUUCGACUGCUGAAUCUGGCUGGGACUUCAGCUCAAGGUGGAUGAGGAAUCCCUCGGAUUUUACCACGUUGGCUACAACAACAAUUUUACCUGUUGAUUUAAAUACUUUUAUACUUAAGAUGGAGCUAGACAUUGCGUUCUUAGCAAAAGUUACUGGAGAUAAUAGCACUGCUACGAGCUUCAUCGAAGCUUCUCAGUCCAGACUGAACGCAAUCAAAUCUGUUUUCUGGAAUGAGGAGGUGGGACAAUGGCUUGAUUACUGGCUCAAUGAUAGCACAUGCAAGGGAUGUCAAACAUGGGAAGCUUGUAACCAGAAGCAGAGUGUAUUCGCUUCAAACUUCAUUCCUUUGUGGGUUGAGUCGUUCUACUCAGAUACUUCUCUGGUGGAGAAAGUCAUGAAAAGCUUCCAAGAUUCAGGCCUGCUUUGUGCUUAUGGAAUUGCAACUUCUUUGACGAAUUCAGGAGAACAAUGGGACUUUCCAAAUGGUUGGGCUCCACUUCAACACAUGAUAGUUGAAGGCCUAGCAAGAUCUGGAUCAAAAGAAGCAAGAUCAGUAGCUGAAGACAUUGCUAUGAGGUGGAUCAGAACCAACUAUGUUGCCUACAAGAAAACAGGCAAAAUGCAUGAAAAAUAUAAUGUGGAAAAGUGUGGAGAAUUUGGAGGUGGUGGUAAAUAUGUACCCCAGACUGGUUUUGGCUGGUCAAAUGGAGUUGUUUUGGCUUUUCUAGAGGAGUUUGGAUGGCCUCAGGACCAGAUGAUAGAUUGCUAAUGAUUUUGUAGUUUGAAUGGCCUCACUAGCAGCUCCUUAGAAAAGAUGCUGUUCAUUAUGAGAAGCCAACAGCAAAUAAAACUGUAGCAACAAAUAAGAGUGAUUUGCUCCAUAAUCUUGAAACCAAAGAUGUAUUCUACUAAGAGUCUGUUUGGAUACUGCUUAUUUGGUAAAAAUUGAAAACUUAUUGCUGAAAA
This is a messenger RNA of Quercus robur (English oak), 2008 nucleotides long. Its product is annotated as probable trehalase. Gene Ontology annotation, molecular function: alpha,alpha-trehalase activity. Gene Ontology annotation, biological process: trehalose catabolic process. The record is from RefSeq and is a predicted model, not a curated record. Lineage: Eukaryota; Viridiplantae; Streptophyta; Magnoliopsida; Fagales; Fagaceae. The transcript is spliced from 11 exons. Bases 111 to 1811 code for a protein of 566 amino acids.